AUGAAUAGAAAUACGGUAAAGAAUUUAUUAAUCUUUGGGCAUUUGUUUUUGGUGUUGGCAGUUAAAUCGCAGAGUGUUAAUGAGGAGUUUUGCAAAGGAAAACCAACCGAUAUCGUCUUUAUUCUCGAUUCUUCAUCAAGUAUAUGGAGCGAACACUUUCAGAAGCAAUUAGAUUUUGCUACAUAUAUGAUUGAUCGUCUGCAAAUUGGACCCAAUGCAGACGAGAUCCGAAUUGGGGUAGAAACCUUCAGCGAUUUUGCAAGGAUCCAUCUUAACCUUAAUAAUUUUUUGAAUAAAGCCGUUUUAAAAACGGAGAUCAAUGCAAUACCUCAGUCGUUCGGUAAUACCAGCAUUUCGCGCGCGCUGAGGGUGAUGCGAACGCAGAUGUUUAGGCCCAAUAGAGGUGCAAGACCAAAUGUGAGACACGUGGCUAUCCUUUUAACAGACGGCACCUCUCAAGAUGAAUUUGCAACCCAACAAGAAGCCAGAGCAAGCCGGCGGGCUAACAUCGAAAUUUUCGUUAUUGGUAUCGGCCAUCACAUCAGCAUAUCGGAGCUUAAGGAAAUCUCUAGCCGGCCCCAUUCUAAGUAUCUUUUUCUUACACCCAAUUACAAGUCCUUGGAUAUGAUCCGCAAAGAUGUAAUUAAUAAAACAUGUAGAGACGGGCCAAAUAAUUUCACGGAUGUAUCCUGUAAGGACCAACCGGCUGAUAUUGUGUUUGUCCUGGAUUCUUCUUCAACCAUUGCUUGGAGAGAACACUUUCAAAAACAAUUGAAUUUUUUCAAUUACAUGGUCGAUCAACUUGACAUCGGAAACGGUUCAAAACAGGUCCGAAUUGGAGUCCAGAUAUUCAGUGAUAUAGCAAGAAUCUAUAUUCACUUCAAUGAUUUCAGGGAUAAAGCGGAACUGAAAUGGAAAAUCAAUCAGAUUCCUCAAUCGAUACAUGACAGCAACAUUGCGGACGCGCUGAGGCUUUUGCGAACGAAUAUGUUUGCUGCUAGUAAUCGCGCAAGACCCUAUGCCAGGCGUGUGGCUAUACUUUUAACAGAUCGUACCUCUACAGACGAACUUUCGACCCAGCAAGAGGCGAGAGCAUGUCGGCAGGCUAACAUCGAAAUUUUCGUUAUUGGAACUGGCUCUUGUAUUAAAGAGGCAGAGCUCAGAGGAAUCUCCAGUAAGCCCUAUUCCAAGCACCUUUUUCUUACACCCGAUUACAAUUCCUUGGAUCGGAUCCGCAAUGAUGUAGUUAAUAAGAUAUGUGAAGACGAUUGUAACUCAUACCAAAAGACAGAAGUCAUGUUUAUGAGGAGUGAGAAAAUGAAAACAAGCAAAUAUGUCUUUUCUUUCAUUCUUUUUUCUUUCUUUCUCUUUUCUUUCGUUCUUUCUUUUUCUUUCUUUCUUUCUUUCUUUCUUUUUUUUCUUUCUCUUUUCUUUCUUUCUUUCAUUCUUUUUUCUUUCUUUAUUUUUCUUUCUUUCUUUCAUUCUUUUUUCUUUAUAUCACAUCUUCCUUUCUUUCUUUUUUUUUCUUUCUUUCUUUUUCUUUCUUUCAUUCUUUUUCUUUCUUUCUUUCUUUUUUUCUUUAUAUUACAUCUUUCUUUUUUCUUUCUUUCUUUUUUUUCUUUCUUUUUCUUUUCUUUCUUUUCUUUUUUUUUUUUUCUUUCUUUUCUUUUUUUUUUUUCUUUCUUUCAUUCUUUUCUUUUUUCUUUCUUUUUUUUUUUCUUUUUUCUUUCUUUCUUUCUUUUAUUCUUUUUCUUUCUUUCUUUCAUUCUUUUUUCUUUCUUUUUUCUUUCUUUCUUUCUUUUUCUUUCUUUUUUCUUUCUUUCUUUCAUUCUUUUUCUUUCUUUCUUUCAUUUUUUUUCUUUCUCUUUUCUUUCUUUCUUUCUUUUAUUCUUUUUUCUUUCUUUCUUUCAUUCUUUUUUCUUUCUUUUUUCUUUCUUUCUUUUUCUUUCUUUUUUCUUUCUUUCUUUCAUUCUUUUUCUUUCUUUCUUUCAUUCUUUUUUCUUUCUUUCUUUUUCUUUCUUUCUUUUUUCUUUAUAUUACAUCUUUCUUUUUUCUUUCUUUCAUUCUUUUUCUUUCUUUCAUUCUUUCUUUCUUUUUUCUUUCUUUCUUUCUUUUUUAUAUUACAUCCUUCCUUCUUUCUUUCUUUCUUUCUUUUUCUUUCUCUUUUUUCCAUCCCUUCUCUAUUUUUCAUCUCUCCUUCUCCAUUGCCCUAACUGUCUUUUUUUUCUUUCUUUUUUUCUUUUUUUCUUCUUUUUUUUUCUUUCUUUCUUCUUUUUCUUUCUUUCUUUCUUUCUUUUUUUUUCUUUCUUUCUUUCUUUUUUCUUUUCCGAAUAA
Molecule: messenger RNA, 2334 nt
Organism: Acanthosepion pharaonis
Lineage: Eukaryota; Metazoa; Mollusca; Cephalopoda; Sepiida; Sepiidae
Source: the annotation of a GenBank genome assembly